This is a messenger RNA of Alternaria ventricosa, 1881 nucleotides long. RefSeq lists its product as uncharacterized. Gene Ontology annotation, molecular function: sequence-specific DNA binding; DNA-binding transcription factor activity; phosphorelay response regulator activity. Lineage: Eukaryota; Fungi; Ascomycota; Dothideomycetes; Pleosporales; Pleosporaceae. Gene Ontology annotation, biological process: regulation of DNA-templated transcription; phosphorelay signal transduction system. Bases 1 to 1881 code for a protein of 626 amino acids. The transcript has 6 exons. The record is from RefSeq and is a predicted model, not a curated record.
AUGGAUCCCAGCCAAGCCGGUGGGGGAGGGUCCAACAACUCCAGCGACUUUGUGCGCAAGCUGUACAAGAUGUUGGAGAACGGGAGCGACGAGAGUGUAGUACGAUGGGGAAACGACGGCGACAGUUUUGUCGUCCUGGAAAACGAGAAAUUCACAAAGCACAUCCUCCCUAAACACUUCAAACACAGCAAUUUCGCCAGUUUUGUCCGCCAGCUGAACAAGUACGAUUUCCACAAAGUCCGUCACAACAACGAAGAAAAUGGACAGUCGCCUUAUGGACCUGGAGCCUGGGAAUUCAAGCAUCCCGACUUCAAGAUGAACAACAAAGACGCGCUCGACAAUAUUCGUCGAAAGGCCCCCGCGCCGCGAAAACCCAACCAAGCCGCGGCGGAAGAGUUUGCGCCCUCGCAACAGAUGGACAUGGUUAGCGGACAGUUGAUGGCGACGCAGGCUCAACUGCAUGCGCUCGAGAGUCGCUAUAGUGAACUAAGCAUCCACCAUUCAAUGCUUUUACAGGAGGUUAUCGGGCUACAAAAGACGGUUGUCAACCACGAGCAUGUCAUGCAGCAGAUCAUGACCUUCCUACACGGCGUUGAUGCGACGCAAAGGAGGAACAGCAAGCUCGUUUUCCCCAACGGCACCGACUCGCAGAACGGCAGCAUGGAGCCCACCGCGUCCAACGACGACGACAACCCCGCUUCUCCGUUGCAGCACGCCUCUAAACUUCUAAGCGAAACGAACGCAGAUGCUAUGCUGAACCCCCGAAACCUGGAGCAGAUGAACGAGAUUACCAUGCGGAUGAACGGCACCUUGACAACUCCGCCUCCAGAUCUCGCGCGAGCAACACUGCGACCGACGAGCCGCGGACCGCCUUCAGCAACUUCUACCAACUCCAUGCGUCUGGAAAAUCUCGAUAACCUCGUUUACCCUGUCGGUUCCAACCAAGGUAUCGACCCCAUGUACAGCGAGCACAUCAACAACAUUCCCUAUGCUGCUCCGCCCAAAGCAGUAGAAUCCAGCGAACCAAGAAUGCCAGAGCCAAAGAGGAAAAAUGCUAUUCCAGAUCCAGGAUGGAUUCGACCACCUCAGAUUCUGCUCGUUGAGGACGACCCCACGUGCCGUCGAAUUGGAAGCAAGUUCUUGUACGCUUUCCACUGCUCCAUCGAUAGUGCUCUCGAUGGUUUGGAAGCUGUUAACAAGAUGAAUGCUGGCUCAAAGUACGAUUUGGUCUUGAUGGAUAUUAUUAUGCCAAACCUGGACGGUGUAUCAGCGUGCCACUUGAUUCGACAGUUUGACACAACACCGAUUGUUGCUAUGACUUCUAACAUCCGAAGCGACGACAUCUCCAUGUACUUCCAGCAUGGUAUGAACGACGUUCUCCCCAAGCCGUUCACUAAGGAGGGCCUUCUACACAUGCUAGAGAAGCACCUUGUCCAUUUAAAGAAACCAGUCGCUCAGGCUGACGGGACCAUGGUGGCGCCCCAGCCUGUGCAAAUAGCACGUCAACUGGUGCUCAAGGAGGAAGAUUCUCCAGCCAAGUCUCCACAGACGGUCAGCAACUGGAACUCUCCCAACCAAAUGCCGGGCGUCUCUCCUGUAGGCAGCACAGUCCCGGACGAUUUUGCGCAAGCAAUGCGAGGUCAACCAGUCCAACACCCAGGUCCAUAUGGAGUGAACCCCAUGCACGGCAACAUGGGAUACAGUACCUCACCACACAUACAAAUGCAACAGCAGCAACAAUCACAACUAGCGCCGGGUCAUCGCCGCCAAGUCUCGGAGAUAUCUGGAGGCGAUGAUAUGAACAAUCCAGCGAAGCGUCAACAAAUGUACCCUCCCCAAAUGCCACAGCAGAUGGGGUCCAUGCAACCACGCCCGCGUUGA